Naumovozyma dairenensis CBS 421 is the source of this 2262-nucleotide messenger RNA. It is a transcript of the gene SST2, whose product is annotated as GTPase-activating protein SST2. The coding region runs from base 1 to 2262 and encodes 753 amino acids. The transcript has a single exon. Lineage: Eukaryota; Fungi; Ascomycota; Saccharomycetes; Saccharomycetales; Saccharomycetaceae. The record is from RefSeq and is a predicted model, not a curated record. Gene Ontology annotation, biological process: intracellular signal transduction.
AUGUCUGCGAAAGAUCUCUUAACAACAUUACAUGAAUUGGCAUCGAAAAGCUUCAAUAGAACUCCAAAUGGGCUGAUAUUUACCAAUGAUUUGAAAACAGUUUAUUCUCUGUUAUUAAUAUGCCUGGAUCUAAAGGAGGAAAACCCACUAGAAUCAAAAUCACUUCUGAACGCCUUUAAUUCUAACCAUAAUAAGGAUUUUUCAUUUACCUUCUCAAUCAAUGAAGCAAUUGAAGUAAUGAAAGAUUUGAGAUUGAACGUGGAUAUGAACGCUACAUGUAUUAAAGUUUCAUAUUCAAUCAAACCAACAUUGGCUUUCCAUCUUUUAAAAGUGUUUAUGUCUGCAAACUUACUACAUACCCCCGCCGAUAGAACACGUACAGAACCUAAGGAAAAAGUCUUACUUCAACCCACUCCAAAGGGUGUGGCUAUAUUACAAAAAUAUGUAAGAGAUAUUGGAUUGAAAAAACUUCCAGAGAUAAUAUUUUCAUCUUUUAAUUCCCUUGAUUUGUUUACUUUUGAGAGAAGUUCCAUGACUGAUUCAAUAAUCCAUAGUGAUUAUCUUAUUCAUAUCCUUUUCAUAAGGGUGAUGGGUCCUCAUGCAAACGUUUGGUCUCCAUCUAAUAUAAGUGACCCAUUACCAUCAUUAUCAACAUUGCUCGAAUAUAGUAAUGACUCGUUUACGUUUGAAAAUAUGGAUUAUUCUCAUUUCUCCAAUGGGUUUGGUAGUAUAUCAGGGCAUUUCAAUGAUGGUUCACAUAAUUAUAAUAAUAAUAAUAAUAAUGCUACUACUCAUAAUAUCGAUUUCGAGUCAUGGCUAGAUCAAAUUCCUGAUGAAGAUUUACAUGAUGAGAGUAGAAAAUCUCCAUUUGCCCAUCGAUUUUUCACAAAUCCGGAUUCUGAUUCUCAUAUUCAAUAUUAUGUCUCAGAUAAAGGUGUCCGUUUAUUUAAAUCAAAAUUAUUUGGGAAAAAUAAGACAAUCAUCGAUUAUUGUUUUACUACGAAGGCAAUAUGGCAAUGGUUAAUGGAUUGUACAGAUAUAAUGUAUCCAAAGGAAGCUGUUUCAGUCGCAGCAUUAUUUUUGAAAAUGGGGUUUAUUGUACCAAUACUAUUACCACCUUCUAAAAAUUCCAAGAAAAAAUUUCAUAUUAGUAGGUCGUCAUUUUACACCUUAACCAAAUUAGGAUGGGAUAUUAUUCAAUGGAAUACCGAAAUUGGUAUCAAACAAUCAAUUAAUAAUUUUUCUAACCUUAAGAUUCAAACUCCCACACAAACGCAUGUUGACAUUGGAUUCACGUAUACAGGAAAUUUAGUGGUUCCGGAUGAAAAGAAACAGUUAAAACAAAACAUAGAUGCCAGACCUAAAUCAGUAGAUUUCACAUUUAAUGGAAAACAUCAAUGUAAUAAUUUGGAUGAUAUAUUGAGAGACCCAGGUAUGAGAUAUUUGUUCAGAAGACAUUUAGAAAAGGAACUCUGUGUAGAAAAUUUGGAUGCAUUAAUCGAUAUUAAAAAAUUCUCCAAAAAAAUGACUCUAUUAAAGAAAUUAUUGGAUGCCAAACAUAACAAAGAAAGUAACAACAAAAAUAAAAGUAAAGUGAAAAGUAAAAGUUUUGAAGAUAAUAUCUUAUCGACUAUUGACUCAGCUUUGAUGAAACAAGCUAACGAAUGUUUAGAAAUGGCAUACCAUAUAUCUUCAUCAUACAUUAUGGUUGGUUCACCAUACCAAGUUAAUAUUGAUCAUAACUUACGUGAAUCAGUAACUAAAAUUAUGUUGAGUCCACAAUCACCAUUAUCAAAAAGUUUCUCCGUAAAUUUCCAUUCUAAUUUUGAUUCACAUGACGAGAUAUUAUUGUCUACCAAUAAUGUGACGCCAAAGUUUUCCGAGUUAUCACUGAAACUAACUAAGCCAGAGCCUGCAUUAAAGAUAGACUCUUUAACGAGUUUAAGCCCGACUUGUAUGUCUCCGAGGCAAUUUAAACCUGCUCCAUUAUCAUUACCUCCACUGAGUAAGGAUCAAUAUGUUUCUUUAGAUCCUUUCAAAAAUGAUACAAGUGAUGAAGAUGAUAAAAAUUUAUCUUGUUUUUAUGAUGAUGAUCCACUAGGAAUAACGUUAAAGGCAUUGAAGAAAUUGUAUCCAUUAUUUGAAAAAGUUAGUAGGCAAAUGUAUCAUUUGAUGAAAAUUGAUUCAUUACAGAAAUUCAUGAAUUCGGAUGUUUACCAAGAGGCUACCUUAUUAAUUGAGAAACAAGAUAAAACUAUGUGA